UAUAAACCUACCCAACUAUUUUCAAAGUAUUUCUCUUUAAUCUGCAAAACUAACUGGUUUGUCGAGCUCGAUUACGUACUGCUCAUAUUUGCUAGUUUGAAAACCGAACGAGGGGGUAACAAGAUUGCGGCGACGAAAUGGUGACUCCGGGGUUUAGAUUUUACCCAACAGAAGAAGAGUUGAUAUCGUUCUAUUUAAAGCACAAGAUAGAACCUGCAGGAACAAACAGAUUGCAGCAAUGUAUCGAUAGAGUCAUACCUCAGCUUAAUGUUUACGAUUUCUAUCCAUGGGACCUCCCUCAAUAUGCCGGAGAGCGUUGUCAAGGAGACACCGAGCAGUGGUUCUUUUUCGUUCCCAGACAAGAAAACGAGGCGCGAGGCGGAAGACCAUCCCGCCUCACUAGUUCCGGCUACUGGAAAGCCACCGGCUCACUAAGCAUUGUUUAUUCUUCUAGUAAUCGCGCCAUCGGGAUCAAGAGGACCAUGGUUUUCUACAACGGUAGAGCUCCUACAGGGACAAAGACCAAAUGGAAAAUGAAUGAAUACAAGGCUUUUCAAGAUCAAUCCUCAAACAGAAAUCCCAAGGUGAUAACGGAAUUAAGUUUGUGCCGAGUUUAUGUAAAAUCAAAUAGUUUGAGGGCAUUUGACAGAAGGCCGUUGGGAGUUAUGAUACAUGAGAAACUGCCAAUUCCGCAAACCCUUCAAAAUAACGAACAUGAUACAAGCACAUCAACUCAUCUUAGCCCUCCAUUGACAUUACAGAGCACGACGACCAAAUCUGACCGUAGUCAUAAUCACUCCUCAAAUGAUCAAACUGUUAAUUAUUAUUCUCACUCUAUGAUGGAAAGUGAUGAUCUACCUUUGUGGGAUUUGGAAGAACUUAGUAAAUGCUUCUAAGUGUUCACCUUUUGGAAGUAGAAAAUACGACAUAGAUUUAAAAUAUUUAAUUAUACAUGUAAAUGUUGGGUUUAAUCUUAAAGCAGUUAGUUUAAAUUUAUUACAUACUUGUUAAUCUAAUGUGAUGUUCAUCGAUAAAGUCUAGAUAAGUUUGGUUGGUAUAUUUAUCUAGGCAGGAGUCAUUAUAUGAUUAUGAUAAGUGGCUUGGUGAUCAAGUAAGGCUUAGUAUA
Messenger RNA from Helianthus annuus (common sunflower), 1126 nucleotides. Its product is annotated as NAC domain-containing protein 90. The record is from RefSeq and is a predicted model, not a curated record. The coding region runs from base 138 to 896 and encodes 252 amino acids. Lineage: Eukaryota; Viridiplantae; Streptophyta; Magnoliopsida; Asterales; Asteraceae. Gene Ontology annotation, biological process: regulation of DNA-templated transcription. Gene Ontology annotation, molecular function: DNA binding. The transcript is spliced from 3 exons.